Molecule: messenger RNA, 783 nt
Organism: Anoplopoma fimbria (sablefish)
Lineage: Eukaryota; Metazoa; Chordata; Actinopteri; Perciformes; Anoplopomatidae
Product: ecto-ADP-ribosyltransferase 5-like
Molecular function (GO): NAD+-protein-arginine ADP-ribosyltransferase activity; NAD+ poly-ADP-ribosyltransferase activity
Source: RefSeq, a predicted model, not a curated record
AUGAAGGGUAACAUGUUGAUCUUUCCACCAUUAUGUUUGCUCCUUUGCUUGAGGCUGCCUGUAGACUCCAUGACGAUCCAUUUGAACCUCACACCACGAGGUAACAAUGAAGGCAUCCCAUUGAGCAUGGUUGAAGAUUCGGUUGAUGACAUGUAUUUCGGCUGCAAUGAAGCAAUGAUGAAAAUAGUCAAGGACAAAUACUUAGAGAACGAAAAGAAAACAAAUGCUUGGAAAAAAGCAAAAGAUUGUACUGAAAAAAAAUUCAAAGAGAGAUAUGAUAAAGCUCUAACCAAGGAUCACAUACAAGCAAUCUGUGUUUAUACCUCUAAUGAUUUGUACGCGGACUUCAAUCAGGCAGUCCGGACAGAAAGGAACAUCUAUGGCUCCUCAUUUUCAUACCAUUCUUUGCAUUACCUGCUGACAUCUGCCAUACAGAUCUUGAAUAACAAGAACUCCUGUCACAUUACCUACAGACGAUCCAGGAAUAAGUUUACUGGCAGAGUCAACCAAAUAAUUCGGUUUGGCAACUUUGCCUCCAGCUCUUUCAGAACAGACUUGACAGGCUUCGGUCAAGAGACCUGCUUUAAAAUAAAGACCUGUUCUGGUGCUUUCUUGAAAAAUUAUUCAAUUAAUGAUCAUGAGGCAGAGGUGCUCAUCCCCUACGAGACGUUCAAGAUAACAGAGGAAAUUAAUUUUCCGGUUAAAAUCAAAGGUCUGGGAGAUUGUAAAGUUGUCUUUGUCUUGGAGAGUGCAGGAGGAAAGAGCAAUCUGAGCUGCACAAUU